AUGAAAUUGUCCCUCUCUACAGGAAGAGAUACUCGAAACAAUAUCUUCUGUGAAGAUGGAAGCGCCAUCUACAAAGCCACCACUUCCUUUGCAAUCACCGGAAGGGUGACAACUAUUAGCAAGAUUAUGAACGAUGGCACACCAAGGACAACGGCUGACGAAGAUCGGUUCUACCCCAUCGCCAAAAUUGAUUGGCACGUUUUCAAAUCCCCUGUCUUGAGGUUUGAAGACGGGGAGGUCAAAAGCAAGGAGAAUUUUUACAGCACAGGACUCGAGACAGAUGGAGAUGAUCGUGUCUUCUUUGGUCCAAACGGUCAGGAAUAUCAGUGGAGGUUUAGCACAAAUUCGAAGCCAAAGCUAUAUCUCAGCGCUGACUCCGAUGACAUUCUCAUCGCGAGUUUUCAUGGUUCUUCCCUUGGAAUCCGCUCACCAAGAAGGACCGCGUACUUGGAGAUAUUCCCGGGCGGUUAUGGCAUUACGGAUGUGAUUGUGGCGACCUUCAUCUAUGUUGACAGGCUUUCUAAGAAGCAGCCAUCCGGCCGUGGAAGUGGUACUACUUACAUUGCUAGUAGAACCUGCACGGGGACGUCGUGUUGA
Messenger RNA from Pleurotus ostreatus (oyster mushroom), 597 nucleotides. RefSeq lists its product as uncharacterized. The coding region runs from base 1 to 597 and encodes 198 amino acids. The record is from RefSeq and is a predicted model, not a curated record. Lineage: Eukaryota; Fungi; Basidiomycota; Agaricomycetes; Agaricales; Pleurotaceae. The transcript is spliced from 3 exons.